Molecule: messenger RNA, 1296 nt
Organism: Candidozyma pseudohaemuli
Lineage: Eukaryota; Fungi; Ascomycota; Pichiomycetes; Serinales; Metschnikowiaceae
Exons: 1
Coding region: 1-1296 (431 amino acids)
Cellular component (GO): MBF transcription complex; SBF transcription complex
Molecular function (GO): transcription regulator activity; DNA binding
Source: RefSeq, a predicted model, not a curated record
AUGUCAAAUACCCUUCCUCCGGUGUCCCACCUCACCUCCUCGCUAAAUGUGCUUCCUCCCAACAGGCCUCUUCCCCCAGUCUACUACAGAGCUCCUCAGCACUCAAUUCCUUCCCAGCACUCAAUUCCGCCUCAGCACAUCCCCCAGCUCACCCCGGCCGUGCCAGUGUGGGCCCGCUUGCCGGAACCUUACUAUGAGCUUCCCCCUCCACAGUACUACCCGGGCCCUCUGCUCGUGCAAUAUUCGUUGAACCAGCCUCCUGCGGCUCCUCGAACCCACGAUUACCGUUUUGUCGAAGACCAUAAGCCCCGCAAGAAGCAGCGCAAGGAACCACAUACCCUGGUGUUCCGCUUCCAGGACUCCUUCAAAGACUCGUACAAGCACGGCAAGCGCCUUUUCCCGGACUCCCAUGAAAAGUACCCUGUCACGCUGCUCCAGGACGCAUUGCAGGCGGUUCCUCCACAACAUGCUCAUGAUCUCCAGGAAAACGUCUACCCAUCCAUCGUCACCAAGAAGUACAGUGCUUCUGCUCUCGGGGCCAACCGUUCCCACUUGCUAGUUUACGAGUACCCCUUGGCCACGCAAUGGGUCAUCUGGGACUACGAAACAGGCUACACGCAUCUCACGGGCUUGUGGAGGGCUGCUCUUCACGAACAUGCGCUUCAUAAGAACAAGAACGGCGUGGUCCACGUGAAGCCCAAUGCCAAAGCCGAUAUCGUGAAGCUUCUCGAGUCCACCCCUCAGGCCUUGCACCCAUACAUCAAGCGGGUCCGUGGUGGGUUCUUGAAGAUCCAGGGCACCUGGGUGCCUCACAGCUUGUGCAAGCGCUUGGCCAGAAGCUUCUGCUACUACAUCCGGUACCAACUCGUCCCCAUUUUUGGUCCCGACUUCCCCGACCUCUGUCUUGGUCCAGACGACCCAGGCUUUGGCGAACUCCGCUUCGACGCCUGUGGUGACGAAUUCCAUCUCGACACGCCUGCUGGCUCAGAACUGUGUCCCAUCUCCCCCACCCUGGCCCCGGACCUGGCUUCCUCCACCAGCAGCAACGAAACCCCCCACUCCACCCAUUUCGAUAAUUACUCCACCCGGCCCAAGACGGAAAGACUGGGGAGUAUACUGUCGCAGCCGUCAUUUCUGCUGGUGUCGCUGGGUCUGACGAACGUGUCGCUGCCUGACCGUCCGGCGGCGAAAAGAGACGACGAGCUGAGAAUGUCCUACGCUGACAUGGUAGAUAUUGUGAAUGCCUCCAAGUGCCUUCAAAGGCUACGCCAAGGUCUGGGAAGCGACCAGGAAUGA